This is a messenger RNA of Maniola jurtina (meadow brown), 2148 nucleotides long. RefSeq names its product 6-phosphofructo-2-kinase/fructose-2,6-bisphosphatase (gene Pfrx). The transcript is spliced from 12 exons. The record is from RefSeq and is a predicted model, not a curated record. Gene Ontology annotation, molecular function: fructose-2,6-bisphosphate 2-phosphatase activity; 6-phosphofructo-2-kinase activity; ATP binding. Gene Ontology annotation, biological process: fructose 2,6-bisphosphate metabolic process; fructose metabolic process. Bases 346 to 1896 code for a protein of 516 amino acids. Lineage: Eukaryota; Metazoa; Arthropoda; Insecta; Lepidoptera; Nymphalidae. Gene Ontology annotation, cellular component: cytosol.
UGACGUAGAUAUCACAUCAGAUAUUAUGGCAUUCUGCCCAAACCCGUCAGUCCUACACGCGGCGCCCGCGAGAACCGUCGUGACUUGCUUACAUACAAACAUUAUGUACAUUCUCUGAUAAUAAUAUAAUCGAGCUAGUGCAGUGCGUUCGGUUCGAUUGAUAGUGCUAACUGCGCACAUAAGCGCCGACACAUCGCCCGCUUUUGUAAUAUAAACUACAAAAUCAGCUGAUACUCAUAGUGAUAGUGAGUGUUAAUCUACAUGUGGAGCCUUAGCAAUAGUGAGUGUUGUUCUCCAGAGAUGGUAUUAGAGUUGUGCUCACCAGUCAUGCGAUAGUGCGCUCCGAUGGACGCGGUGAACGGGCCGUCGCUGCGGCUUCGCGGCGGCGUCAACAACAACUGUGACAACAAGAGCCAUGAGCUGAACUUGUGCACCAGCGUCAUGUCGCCGGAGACGCAGCGGCUGCUGCCGCCGGUGACAGAGACCAUCAUGACCAAGCCGUUCCCCAUACGAGGGGAGCGCGCCAACUAUGUGAACAUUCCGCACGUAAUCGCGAUGGUGGGGCUCCCGGCGCGCGGGAAGACCUACAUCGCGAAGAAGCUCUCACGGUACCUUAACUGGAUAGGAAUUAACACUAGGGUAUUCAAUCUAGGCGAGUAUAGGCGUCACGCGACCACCGCAUACACGAGCCAUGAGUUCUUUCGCGCGGACAACAAGGAAGCGAUGGCCAUCCGACAACAAUGUGCGUUAGACGCUCUACAUGAUGUGUGUGAAUGGCUGGUCAAGGGUGAAGAGGUGGCUGUGUUUGACGCAACCAACUCGACCAUGGAGCGACGGCGCAUGAUCCGAGACAUCGUCGUGCACAAGAUGGGUUUUAAACUGUUCUUCGUCGAGUCCAUCUGUGAUGAUCCUCGGAUCAUUGAACAGAAUAUUAUGGAGGUAAAAGUGAGCAGCCCCGACUACACAAACAUCCAGAACGCGGAUAACGUCUUAGACGACUUCCGCCUCAGGAUAGAACACUAUAAAGAGAAGUAUGAACCCCUGGACGAGACCUUAGAGUCUGAAUGCAGCUUUAUGAAGAUAUAUGACACGGGCGAGAAGGUGGUGGUGCACAAACACGAGGGCCACAUACAGAGCAGGAUUGUGUACUAUCUCAUGAAUAUACAUAUUGUGCCUAGGACAAUUUAUUUGACCAGGCACGGCGAAAGCCUGCACAACCUAGUGGGCAGGAUAGGUGGGGACAGCGAACUAUCGGGGCGGGGCAGGCAGUACGCGAGCGCGCUGGCGGGCUACAUCGACGAGCAGAGCAUCCCCGGCCUGCGCGUGUGGACGUCGUGGAUGCGGCGCGCCAUACAGACCGUGAAGGACGUGCGCGCGCCGCAGGAGCGGUGGAAAGCGCUCAACGAGAUUGACGCGGGCAUCUGCGAAGAAAUGACCUACGCGGAGAUCCAACACAAGUAUCCGUCCGACUUCAACGCGCGCGACGCCAACAAGUUCGCCUACCGCUACCCGCGAGGGGAGAGCUACGAGGACCUGGUGGCGCGGCUCGAGCCCGUCAUCAUGGAGCUGGAGAGACAGGGCAACGUGCUGGUCGUGUCUCACCAGGCGGUCAUGAGGUGUCUGUUGGCCUACUUCCUUGACAAGUCCGCUGAGGACCUCCCGUACUUGCACGUCCCGCUGCACACUGUGAUCAAGCUGACGCCGGUCGCGUACGGCUGCCGCGAGGAACACAUCACGCUGUCAGUCGACGCGGUCGAUACGCACCGUCCCAAGCCCGCUGAGGAAGAAGAUGACGUCGCGUCUGGCUCGAACGUGAUCCCCGCGCCGCUCAUCAAGCCGCCCGUCCCGCCCGUCCUCAACGGCGAAACCAACGGCGAAAAUAAAGACGACUACUAGGGCUCGUGAGCUAACCGUACACGAUAUAACAGUGACCGACCGGAGUAUAGGGGCGAAAUCUAUAAUCAACUUCGACUUACAGAUCUCAGCAUCUAAGCCCGACAUCUAACAAAUCAUAGGACGCGGCGGCGUCUUAUUAGGUUUCUGGAUAAUACAUAGUACAGUCCGACAAAGUUCUUUUGGCGCGUGGCCAAAAUCGGAACUAAAGCCACUACCUUGAGAAAUGCACCUGUUGAUAGUUCGCUGUGUCGG